UUAAGACUUAGCAGGGUUCGUCUACCCUCUCCUCUGUCCCUGCUCUAGGUUUCUGUGUCCCUGCGGCUGAGUGCUUCAUUGGGUUUCAAGGGCUUCGAUUGCCGCAGCGACACCACCUAGCUCAGCCAACCUUUCUUCCGAGCACUCAUGGGGUCGCAGAAGAGAAAACUUCAAGAAGAGCAACCGGCAGUCUCUCUCCCCCCACACAAGCUACAGAGAGAGGACGGCUUAGUUGCUCUAAACGAGCCCGUGGCUUGCGUCCACGACGUGUCCUACCCCGAGGGGUACGUUCCUUCCACGAUUUCCUCUUCUGCCCCGCCGAAUUCGAAGCCAGCUAAGGAAUUUCCAUUCGUGCUCGACCCCUUCCAGUCCGAAGCAAUCAAAUGCAUCGACAGCUGCGAGUCUGUUAUGGUAUCUGCCCAUACAUCAGCAGGAAAAACUGUUGUAGCGUUAUAUGCUAUUGCUUUGUCAUUGCAAAACAAGCAACGGGUAAUCUAUACAUCACCUAUCAAGGCACUCAGCAACCAAAAAUAUAGAGAGUUUAAAGAAGAGUUCUCUGAUGUUGGUCUGAUGACUGGGGAUGUCACAAUUGAUCCCAAUGCUUCAUGUUUGGUGAUGACAACAGAAAUUUGGCGGAGUAUGCAGUACAAAGGAUCAGAGGUUACACGGGAGGUGGCUUGGGUAAUUUUUGAUGAGGUACAUUACAUGCGUGACAGGGAAAGAGGUGUGGUAUGGGAAGAGAGCAUUGUUAUGGCCCCGAAGAAAUCACGGUUUGUGUUCCUCUCAGCAACGGUGCCUAAUGCAAAGGAGUUUGCUGAUUGGGUUGCCAAGGUGCACUAUCAACCAUGCCAUAUUGUUUAUACUGAUUAUCGGCCUACACCCCUUCAGCAUUAUAUUUUCCCCUCUGGAGGUGUUGGCUUAUACUUGGUGGUUGAUGAAAAGGGAAAAUUUCGUGAGGAUAGCUUUCAGAAAGCAUUGAAUGCACUUGUUGCUGCUGCCGAUGGUGACAAGAGAAGGGAGAAUGGGAAGUGGAAGAAGGGUUUUGUGGUGGGCAGAGUUGGUGAAGAAAGUGACAUUUUCAAGAUGGUGAAAAUGAUUAUUCAGCGUCAAUAUGAUCCUGUUAUACUUUUCAGCUUUAGCAAAAGGGAAUGUGAAUCUCUUGCAAUGCAGAUGGCAAAAAUGGAUCUAAAUGAGGAUGAUGAGAAAGUAAACAUAGAAACAAUCUUUUGGAGUGCUAUGGACAUGCUUUCAGAUGAUGACAAGAAGCUACCUCAGGUUUCAAAUAUGCUGCCCCUCUUGAAACGUGGUAUAGGUGUACAUCAUUCUGGCUUGCUCCCCAUACUAAAAGAAGUGAUUGAGAUAUUAUUUCAAGAAGGUCUCAUUAAGUGUUUGUUUGCCACAGAGACUUUCAGCAUAGGAUUGAACAUGCCAGCCAAAACUGUUGUGUUUACGAAUGUUCGUAAAUUUGAUGGGGAUAAGUUUAGAUGGCUAUCUAGUGGAGAAUAUAUACAGAUGAGUGGUCGUGCUGGCCGUCGAGGCAUUGAUGAACGGGGGAUAUGCAUACUCAUGGUGGAUGAGAAGUUGGAACCUUCUACAGCCAAAAUGAUGCUUAAAGGAAGUGCUGAUUCUUUGAACAGUGCCUUCCAUUUAAGCUACAACAUGCUUUUAAAUCAAAUGCGAUGUGAAGAUGGUGAUCCUGAAGAUUUGCUUCGAAAUUCAUUCUACCAAUUUCAAGCUGAUCGUGCCAUUCCAGAUCUUGAGAAACAAGCAAAGGACCUUGAAGAAGAGAGAGAUUCAAUUAAAAUUGAAGAAGAAGAAAGUUUGGAGGACUAUUACACUCUGCUGCAGCAAUAUAAAAGUUUGAAAAAGGACAUCCGUGAUAUUAUCUUUUCUCCAAGGUACUGUUUGCCGUUUUUGCAGCCUGGCAGGCUUGUGUGUAUCCAAUGCACUGAAAGUGAUGAAAAUUCCCCAUCUUUCUCCAUUGAGGACCAGGUCACAUGGGGAGUGAUAAUCAAUUUUGAAAGGGUUAAAGGACUUUCUGAAGGAGAUGAUAUGAGCAGAAAACCAGAGGAUGCCAACUACACAGUGGAUGUUCUUACGAGAUGUUCAGUAAAUAGGGAUGGAGUUGCCAAAAAAACAAUUAAGAUUAUUCCAUUGAAGGAAUCUGGAGAACCUAUUGUUGUGUCUGUCCCAAUCUCUCAGAUUGACAGUUUAAGUAGCAUCCGCUUGAUCAUAUCAAAAGAUCUUUUGCCAGUGGAGACUAGAGAGCAUACCCUGAAGAAGGUGUUGGAAAUUCUUUCAAGAUUUUCUAAAGGUGUGCCCCUCCUGGAUCCUGAAGAUGACAUGAAGGUUCAAAGUGGCUCAUUCAAAAAAACUGCCCGCAGGUUAGAGGCCUUAGAAAGUCUAUUUGAGAAGCAUGAAGUUGCAAAAUCUCCACUUAUUGAGCAAAAGCUCAAAGUUUUACACAUGAAAAAAGAAUUAACAGCAAAGAUCAAGUCAAUUAGGAGAACAAUGCGCACAUCGACAGUGUUGGCUUUCAAAGAUGAACUCAAGGCAAGGAGACGAGUUCUACGAAGACUAGGAUAUAUCACAAGCGAUGAUGUUGUUGAGUUGAAGGGUAAGGUUGCCUGCGAAAUCAGUAGUGCGGAUGAGUUGACACUAACAGAGCUGAUGUUCAAUGGGGUUUUGAAGGACAUUAAGGUGGAAGAAAUGGUGUCUCUUCUCUCUUGUUUCGUAUGGCAGGAAAAGCUUCAGGAUGCUCCGAAGCCAAGGGAUGAGCUUGAGUUGCUCUUUACACAAUUACAGGAUACAGCACGAAGGGUUGCUAAAGUUCAGCUGGAAUGCAAGGUCCAAAUUGAUGUUGAUAGUCUUGUCAGCUCAUUCCGGCCUGAUAUAAUGGAGGCUGUGUAUGCUUGGGCAAAAGGAUCUAAAUUCUAUGAGAUCAUGGAAAUUACACAGGUCUUUGAGGGUAGCUUGAUCAGGGCUAUCAGAAGACUGGAGGAAGUCCUUCAGCAGCUGAUACAAGCUGCAAAGUCCAUUGGAGAAACUGAGCUUGAAAUGAAGUUUGAAGAGGCUGUAUCCAAAAUCAAAAGAGACAUUGUUUUCGCAGCAUCUCUAUAUUUGUGACUUUUUCAAGUAGGCAGGUUCUUGGAUUUCAUUGCUUCUAGGAAUUGUACACAAUCAUGCUUUAGGAACGCUUGCAAUUGUAAUUCAUGAACACUUAUAUUUAUUUGGGGGUAUGGUGCAAAACCACCCCUGUUGAGGUGUCA
Malania oleifera is the source of this 3269-nucleotide messenger RNA. RefSeq names its product DExH-box ATP-dependent RNA helicase DExH9. The record is from RefSeq and is a predicted model, not a curated record. Gene Ontology annotation, molecular function: RNA helicase activity; ATP binding; RNA binding. The transcript has 15 exons. Bases 148 to 3126 code for a protein of 992 amino acids. Gene Ontology annotation, cellular component: nucleus. Gene Ontology annotation, biological process: RNA catabolic process; maturation of 5.8S rRNA. NCBI's taxonomy places the organism in Eukaryota, Viridiplantae, Streptophyta, Magnoliopsida, Santalales, Ximeniaceae.